Tilletiaria anomala UBC 951 is the source of this 1836-nucleotide messenger RNA. RefSeq lists its product as uncharacterized. The annotation marks the transcript as partial. The transcript has 6 exons. Gene Ontology annotation, cellular component: mitochondrion; cytosol. Gene Ontology annotation, biological process: cell redox homeostasis. The record is from RefSeq and is a predicted model, not a curated record. NCBI's taxonomy places the organism in Eukaryota, Fungi, Basidiomycota, Exobasidiomycetes, Georgefischeriales, Tilletiariaceae. Gene Ontology annotation, molecular function: protein binding.
CUUGCCGACGUCGCGACGAGCUUUAAGGCGUGUAAAGGCGAUGUUCCUCCUCCGCUCGUGGUGAGGACGUCCGCGUCAGGCGGACCGCGCAUCUACCUCUUCGGCGGCCGCCUCGUUACGACGCGAUGCAUGACGAACGACCUGUACGAGCUUGACAUCGACACCGUCACCUGGCGCAAGGUCAAGCCAGGCCAGCUGAACCCGGACGACGCUCGCUACUUCCACUCGGCUGAUCUCUGGGAUGGGAAGCUGAUCAUCUGCAGCGGCAUGGGCUACCCACGACGGAGUGAUAGCUCCGAUGGCCUCUCGGUGCUGGACGAAGUGAUCGCCCUCGAUCUCGCCACGCUCACUUGGGACCUCGACUUUGCCGCCGCUCCGUCGACAUCCACCGCGGCCGUAACAGCAUCCUCGUCGGCGGCGGACAUGCGUCCUCUGCCACGCUACGCCCAUCUCUCCUCCACCACUUCCGACCACCUUGUCAUCCUCGGCGGGCAGGACAUCGACAACAAGUACGUCGAGCAGAUCGCCGUCUUUUCCCUGCGCCAGCGCUGCUGGGUGCGCUGCGAUCGCCUCAACAGCCAGUGCGGGUCGUACAGGAGCUUGGCCGUCAGCGGCGCCUGGUGCAUACAAGACGAAAGCGGCCGGGAGCAGCGCGCGGGCGAGGGACUCACACCGAUCACACGCCCUUGCUGGAUGCCGUCGCCAGCAGCCGCAGAGGCAACAGCUGCAGCAAAGGCACAGGCGAGGGCGACAGAGGCAGAAUUGAUGCCGAUCUACGUCUACUCGAACUACAACUUUGCAGAUGUCAAGCGCGAGCUGGAGCGAAUUCAGUACAGUCGAUCUGCAUCAGACGAAGCGCUGUCGCUCGCGACGGAGGACCUUUCCCCGCAGAUGGUCGGUGUAUCCUUACCUCCCGGUCUGCGAUUCCCCAACGGCUUUGUCCUCGGCAGCCACCUGAUCAUCAGCGGGACAUACCUGGCCAAUACAUCGCAGACAUUCUCCAUCUGGGCUCUGCACCUGCCCACGCUCACUUGGUCGCGCAUGGACGGCGGCAGCGUCCUUGCACACGGCUCGUGGAACCGCGCGAUCCUGUGGCCAAAAGAGAACCGGCUUCUCGUGCUUGGUAAUCGCGAGCGUGACCUUGUGGCCGACUAUAACCAUCGCCAGACAAAUUGGGAUCACAUCGCUCUGCUCGAGCUUGAGCCCUGGGGCAUCUACCAGCCGCCACCCUUCAACUUCCACUGGCGGGCUGCCACUCUAGGCCUCGAGAAGCUCGGAGACUUUGAGAUUGUUUGCUCCGAUGGAACCAAGCUAGGUGUCAAUCGAGCUGUGCUUGAGCGGCGUUGGGCCUGGUUCAAACGGGCGUUGCAGGACUACCGAAAGCGUGCGAGUGAUGCCGCUCAAUCACAAGCGACCAAGGACGGCGUGUCAGUACCCACUUAUAUCAUCGGUGAUGAUGGGGGAAAGAUCAAAGCCGACAUACGCAUCACACCACGUCAGCUGUUCUUGCCUGAACCAAGCCCAGUCGUUGUCGCCCUGCUCGAGUUUUUCCACACGCAAACGAUCUGCACCAGCUUGCAGCGCCACCCAUCCAUGCUUGCCACGCUGCUGAUCAUCGCGGCGAUGUACGAAAUUCCGGGCCUUACCCUAUGGACCAACCAUGCGAUUCACCAGUGCCUCACGCGUGAGCUCAGUCCUUCUACUAAGACUCUCACGCAAGUCGAGCCGACGGUGCUCCCUGCGGAGGAGCGGCAUCGCUUGGCAAUCCUUUUGUACGAAGCCGCCUCGCUGUGUGGGCGCGCUUCCUUGCAAGUCAGGGCUUUGCGCGUCGUCAUG